AUGGGCGGAAUAGAGUUUCGCAGGUUGCAAUGGGAGGAGUUUUUUCACGCGCUGGCUAGUGAAUUGACGGGAGAUGAGGAGGGAGGCUGGACAUGCGGCUCCAUUCAGCGGUCGAUGGGAGUCUUUGACCCGAACGUUGAAAAGAAUCUCGGGACUCGUCCACGGCCGUGUCACAACGGCUCCCGCACCCGAAGGAUCAAAGAACUAACAGCAUCCGCACCCCGAAGAAGAUGCGGCUUCGGCUUCGGCUUAGCCCCAGCCAGAAAUACCAUCAUCAGCUCUGCCUAUCCCGCUUUUUUUUUUCUUAGACGCUUGACGUUGCUUUUUUGCCCGCUUGAGUCAUCGGCGGGUUCCAAACUAACUAGCUUGAGCAAUUGGGGCUCCUUGCAGAGGCGUCCAAUGGAAGCUGUGCAGCUGGUGCUCGGGUGCGUCGCCGAUUUGCUCGGUAUGGGGAAGGAAUGGAGGAGAGGAUAUAGUGGCCUACUUGAUAUUGAUAUAUUCACCGUCACGAUGGUCGUAUUACCACGUCUGGGUGUUGAACCUAACCCCGACUUUCCCAAAAACGCACCUCCUCGUCCAACUCCGGUCUCCAGCUCUACUCCCACCCCCACCGACAUCAUUGCCAGCGUCACAAGCAGCGUAACAUCAUCUCCAACCCCAACAAGUACAUCAGACGCAAAUGGAUUCAUACAGAUUGCUUCGGAUGGCACACCUGGAGACAAGAUCCUCCGCGGGUUCCUCAUCGGCAUGGCCAUUGGCAUCAUCCUGAGCCUCGUGCUGUGCUGCUGGACGCCAUGCUGCCGGAAGAAGCGGCGGUCACGGCUAGAGAGGAGAAACGAUAAUAUUCGGAGGAGACUGGUUGUUCUCGAGGACGAGGCCUGGGUGAACCAGAAUUGGCCGCAGAGGAGACCAUGGGAUGUUGGUGAUGAUGAGAGCCAGAGCCAUGUGAGCCACGACUAA
Trichoderma virens Gv29-8 is the source of this 960-nucleotide messenger RNA. RefSeq lists its product as uncharacterized. The coding region runs from base 1 to 960 and encodes 319 amino acids. The record is from RefSeq and is a predicted model, not a curated record. The transcript has 5 exons. Lineage: Eukaryota; Fungi; Ascomycota; Sordariomycetes; Hypocreales; Hypocreaceae.